CAGUUGCGCAGUGCAUAUGGAAGUGAACGGUUGUUGGAUUACAUACGACGAUACGAUAUUGCCCGUACAUUUGAUACUUUUUAAAGCUAACGCUAUUAUUGUUGCUAUUGUUGUUGCUGUUGUUUAGUUGUGUUUACAAGUAUCACCGCGUAUACACACAUUGCAUGCCAGACGAAAAUCACAGCGGUUUUACAUUUUUUUUUUUGGUGGUUGUCGACUAAUUAAGAAGUGAAACAGCAGCAACUACAACAACAACGACAAUUACCACAAACCAAAAACUAGCAAAACUAGAAAGAAAAUUACAAAAACCAAAAAGCACAACAAUGUCCAAGGACUUGGAUGUAGAGCAGGCCGCUGGGCCGACAAAUGAUAUUAAAGUGGAGACAAUUGCCAUUCAGCCGGUAGCAGCAGCAGCAGCCGCUCCAGUAGCAACAGUUGCUGAGGCAACGGUGAUCGCUGUGACAAAUGGUGAGAAGGCUGAUGAUAAGCUAAAACUCCAACAGCAGCAGCAGCAAUCAUCAAAUGUUACCGUUACUACAACACCAGAACAAGCAACAACAACAACAACAACAGCAGCAGCAUCACCAACAACAUUUACAACAACAGCAACAAUCACACCAUCCAACAUUGAGGCAGUCAAUAAAGGCAACAAUAAGUCCAAUAUGGAUCCAGCAUUGAUCAACUUUAAGGUGCUCUAUGUGCUGACUCAACUUUGCGGUCUGACAAUGAUCGUGCUGGUGGGCACAUGGAUUGGGCAGCAUUUCGGCGGUUUGGGUGGCACGGCGAAUCCCUCACUUGAAUUCAAUUGGCAUCCCCUCUUUAUGACCAUUGGAUUUAUCUACUUGUAUGGCAAUUCCAUAUUGAUCUAUCGCGGUUUUCGCACCACGCGCAAGAAGACUUUGAAACUAACCCACGCCAGCAUUCAUAUGGGUGCCUUCAUUUUGACGGUGAUUGCCCUGAAGACCGUAUUCGAUUCGCAUAAUUUGGCCAAACCGCAACCCAUACCCAAUAUGUAUUCGCUGCACUCUUGGCUUGGCUUGUCGGCGGUGAUCAUCUUCUCGUUGCAAUAUGUGGCUGGUUUUGUGGCCUAUCUGGCGCCUGGUAUACGAGAGAACUAUAAGAUUGCCAUGAUGCCGUUUCACAUCUAUUUCGGUCUAUUUGGCUUUGUUUUGGCCAUAGCCAGUGCCCUCAUGGGUAUUACCGAGAAGGCCAUAUUUGCCAUUCCGACCUAUUCUGCUUUGCCCGCUGCUGGAGUAUUGGCCAAUAUAAUUGGUGUACUCUAUGUGAUCUUUGGUGCUUUGGUUGUCUAUUUGGCCACCGAACCGGCUUAUAAACGCAAGGCUUUGCCUGAAGAUACGGCCUUGUUGUCAACCAAUUCGGCCACUGAGUAAUAUGUUAAUUUGGCGAAUCUCUCCCAAUACAUCAAAUGCUAUAUUAACUUAAGGAAAACUGUGCACAAAACAUCAUCAACAAACAAACGCAACAACUUCAACCACAACAACAACAACAACAGUAGCAAAUAUCAAAGGAAAUUCUCUAUAUGACCCGCUCCAAAUGACCCAAAGAAAAAUGAAAGGAAAUGUUUAACCGUGUUUUUGGUGCUUUGUCUUUGCUUUGUUAAUUUCAUAUAUAUAUAUUAAUUUUUUUUUCGUUUUAUCUGUAUUACAUAAUUAUAAUAAUUAUGCAACCAUUUUUUAAAAAUAUCAAUUUAUAUAUAUAUACAUAUACGUAUAUGUAUGUAUAUGUAUAUAUACCUCUAUAGGUGUGCUACAAAAUAUAAUCGGAGAGUGCUCAAAUUGUAUGUACUUAACCUCAGAGUAAAUUAAACAAGAAACCAGAAAUGUUUA
Molecule: messenger RNA, 1847 nt
Organism: Drosophila willistoni
Lineage: Eukaryota; Metazoa; Arthropoda; Insecta; Diptera; Drosophilidae
Product: plasma membrane ascorbate-dependent reductase CYBRD1
Exons: 4
Coding region: 324-1391 (355 amino acids)
Molecular function (GO): oxidoreductase activity
Source: RefSeq, a predicted model, not a curated record